Molecule: messenger RNA, 1185 nt
Organism: Ipomoea nil (Japanese morning glory)
Lineage: Eukaryota; Viridiplantae; Streptophyta; Magnoliopsida; Solanales; Convolvulaceae
Exons: 4
Coding region: 1-1185 (394 amino acids)
Biological process (GO): proteolysis
Molecular function (GO): aspartic-type endopeptidase activity
Source: RefSeq, a predicted model, not a curated record
AUGGCUCCACCUCGCUAUCGUGCUCGGACUCUAGAUACGCCCACAAAUGAACAGCUAGCUCAGAAACUCCAUCACCUCACCCAGACUAUGCAGAUGCUGAGUAAUGCCCUCCUGCACAACAACAACCCUCCGCCACCACCAGAUGGAAACCUGGUAGGAUGCCAUGAAGACCGUCGCGUGGAGCUAGCGACGUUUUACUUCAGUCAUGAGGCGGACCUAUGGUGGGUCCAUGAGGGGGACCUAUGGUGGGUCCAUGAGGGUCCGGCAUGUCUUGAGGAACCCGGGUUUGACUGGUCAGUGUUGAAAGGCAAGCUCCGGGAAAGGUUCUAUCCAUCUCAUGUAAGGGCGGCUAUGUAUGAGGAGUUCCUCCACUUGAAGCAAGGGACCAUGUCCGUAGUGGAGUAUCACAAGUAUUUUCUUGAGUUAGCCCGAUUUGCACGCGUGUUCAUUCCCACCGAGGCUGCUAAGGUGGAAAAGUUUGUAGUAGGGCUUAACUGUGAGGCGGAGAAAGCCCUAACAGUGAGUAAACCAAGAUUGCUCAGUGAAGCCUAUGACCAGGCAGCUUAUCUCUCCACAGUACAACAAGAUCAACAGUUGAGAGUGAGACAAAAUAAGAAAAGAAGCGAAGACAGUGCCAGUGCAGUGCUUAAGAAACCAAGGGUGACAGAUGUUCCUAGCACCACCAGUGUAGUAGAGCGUUGGGUUAGGGGUGGUGUUUCCACUCGGGUUAGCCCCAGCAAGGUUGCAGCGCCACCACCGCAGAUACGAAGAUUGGUUGGGAGUAUGGUAGGUCGAGGUUCGAAGGAGGAACCAUCUCAAGGAAAGAUGCUCGCGAUGAGUGAAGCUCGGGUUGGGGACAACGAUGUCAUGACCGGAACCUUCUUGGUACAGUCAAUACCGGCAUUGGUUCUAUUCGAUUCGGGGGCAUCCAACUCGUUUGUAUCUUCGGAGUUGACCGGAACCUUCUUGGUACAGUCAAUACCGGCAUUGGUUCUAUUCGAUUCGGGGGCAUCCAACUCGUUUGUAUCUUCGGAGUUGGUCAAGAAGCUGGGAUUGACCGAUUGUGUAGAGGAACUCUACCUUGAUUAUGCGGGGCUGCUACACGAUGUCCCUUCUGACUACAUAGCCACACUCGAAUCAGAGGCCCUUCAGAUUCAUCUCCUCUCCCAUGUCAGAGAAGCUUAG